CGCCUUCGGCCCACUACUAGAAACCCUGCACGACAUCAUCGUCGUCGUCAUCGUCAUCUCCCUUCAAUUGGCGACAGCAGUGGCGAAGACGAAGAAGAAGAGAUGGCGGAGACGAUGAAAUGCUUGUCGUGCAAGGAGGAGUACGGGUCACGUGACGCCGGCACGUGCCGAGAAUGCUACGAGGAGGCCAGCGAGACCGAGGAAGAGCUCAAGCGUGAGAUCGACGACCUCAAGUCCAAAGUCAACUUCCUCCGCUUCUUCUGGGGCCCCCCGCUCCUUUCCCCUCCUCUCUUCACCGACGUCGUUUUGGUCGCCUCUGAUGACCAUUCCACCGCCUCCUGUCAGCCCUUACCCGUCCCCGCCCAUCGGGCCGUUCUGGCCAGCCGUUCCCCAGUUUUCAAAGCCAUGCUGGAAAUUAAGAUGGAGGAAAGCCUCAGCGGAACAAUUAAAAUUUGUGAUGUGUCAUAUGAUGCCCUUCGCGCCUUCGUCAACUACUUGUACACUGCAGAAGCUUGUCUUGAUGUGAACAUGGCUUGUGACCUCUUGGUAUUGGCUGAAAAGUACCAAGUCAAACAUCUGAAGACUUACUGUGAGAAGUUUCUGAUAUCUAACUUGAGCUGGGAGAACUCAAUCCCAAUCUACGCUUUUGCUCACCAGCACAAUGCCAGAAGCUUGGUUGAUGCUGCCUUAUCACUGAUCAUGGACAACAUGGAGAAACUACGCAAGCGGGAAGAGUACGCUGAACUCGUCGAGAAGGAACCCCGCAUGGUUGUGGAAUUGUAUGAAGCUUAUCUAUCUAAACAGGUCAACACUGCAGCAAACAAAGGUUCUACGCCAAAGGCAUAGAUGGUUUUGCAGUCUGGCAGACGAGACAAAAUGGAAUAGAGUAGGAACAUCUAUGAACAAUAAUGCAAGUAGAUAUAUAUUCUAAUGUAAAUUGCUUAUUAAGAGGAUAGCUUCAGGAUGUUUUGAUUUCUCUUCAUUCAAACCUUGUAAAUUCCAAACCCCAUGCAUUUUUUAUUCCACUGAAACAGAGUUUUUCUUUUCUA
Coffea eugenioides is the source of this 1049-nucleotide messenger RNA. RefSeq names its product BTB/POZ domain-containing protein At4g08455. Gene Ontology annotation, biological process: proteasome-mediated ubiquitin-dependent protein catabolic process; regulation of proteolysis. The transcript is spliced from 2 exons. The record is from RefSeq and is a predicted model, not a curated record. Lineage: Eukaryota; Viridiplantae; Streptophyta; Magnoliopsida; Gentianales; Rubiaceae. Gene Ontology annotation, cellular component: cytoplasm. The coding region runs from base 103 to 846 and encodes 247 amino acids. Gene Ontology annotation, molecular function: ubiquitin protein ligase binding.